Messenger RNA from Lactuca saligna, 1221 nucleotides. Lineage: Eukaryota; Viridiplantae; Streptophyta; Magnoliopsida; Asterales; Asteraceae. The record is from the annotation of a GenBank genome assembly.
AUGUGCGAUACAUGGAGUAGUGGCAAGGUCGUCAAGAGGAUUUCCCUAGGUAAGGGAAGAGGAAGGUAUGUUGGGACUAGUGCAGCAUGUGUAUGCGAAUACAAGAAGGGAACUCGUGAGAGUUGCUCUGAGAGUGCGAAUGGGUCUCUCAGUCGUUCCGAAAUGGAUAAAGUGGGUUUUGGAUCGGGGAUCCAUGGGCAGUACAGAGAUCGUGCUUCAGUCGACAGAGCAGAUUCAGUAGGUCGGCGACUUCGUACUCCUGAAGGUCUCUUCUGGAAAGGGGGUGAUUCGAUCCAGGAAGAGGGGCAAGUUGGGGCCCCGGGGGGACUCGGCGAGUUGGAGCCAGACUCGCCGAGUAGGAUCGCAGACCUGGUCGCGGCUUCGCGACUGGGCUCGACGAGUCAGAUAGGGACUCGGAGUUGUUGUGCAAAGAAGAGAAGGGCUUGGCUAAAGGAACAGCAAGGGGGUCACAUUCUGAGGAUUGGGGACACAGAGAGCACAUUAUCCAGGACCCUUGGAGGUCCAGAAUACCCCCAUGUCUGUGCAUCUCGGGAAUUGGUGAAGACUCGGCGAGUGGAGUCGGGGUGGCCCCGCGAUUCUUCCAGGAGUAACUCGUCGGGUCAAGGAGGAUACUCGACGAGUAGAAGGGAAACCUUAGAGGAUUGGAGGACGACUAGACUCGCCGAGUCGCCAGAGGAGCUUGUAGCUCGGCGGAUCAAGUACGAGGGAUUUCAGGAGUUGCUAACUUUCCGUAUCCGCGAGGUGAGUCUUCUCACUAUACUGUACCCGGAAGGGUUUGACUGUGUGACCGGAAGGUCGGAUAUGAUAUGUGUUAUAAGUGCUAUAAAUGGAAAGGUAAUUGCUAUGCGUGCUAUGAUAAAUGUAUUAUGUGUUGUGUAUGUUUAUGGGCCGGAAGACAAAAUGUUAUGGGCCGGAAGGCGAAAAUGUUACGGGCCGGAAGGCGAUUAUGUUAAGGGCCGGAAGGCGGGUUGUGUUGUGGACCGGAAGGUUCUUACAGUAACACGGGAUGGCACCGGCUCGAUUGUACACACCAGAGGAAGAGUCAAAUUUUGGAGGAUCCUGGAGAAGAGAACCCUAGGUAACUACCCGAAGGAAACCAAUGCUGGUCCCAGUCAAAGAUACGAGGUAGACAGAGGGAGCCAGUGCAUGGAACCCGAGAAGCGUCUUUUCCUCGUGUUCGUCAUGCUAAUGCACUCAUAA